AUGAGUGAUUCUAAUGAAGCUGAUAUUCCCCAACCUACAGAAUUCGAAAUCCAUAACAAUAAAAUAGAUAUAAACACCCUACCUAUUUUCACAAGGUCUCAAUUGGCGAUUUACAAUGGGAUUGACCAUCCAAAUUUAUACGUAGCUAUUCGUGGCUACAUCUACGAUGUCAGCGCGAACUCGAAAAGCUAUGGGCCAGGAAAAGGGUACCAUAAGUUGGUAGGGAAAGACGUCUCUAGACUUCUAGGCUUGAAUAGGUUACAAUUGAAAGAGGAGCCAGAUAAUAGUAGUCUUCAAAGGAGUACUUGGUACACACAGGAUUUUGAUGCCAAGCAGAACCUGAUAGUUGACAAAUGGGUGAUAUUUUUCAAAAAGAGAUACAACAUCAUCGGAAUAGUAGUUGAUCACGAAAGUUAA
Dujonia railenensis is the source of this 417-nucleotide messenger RNA. Lineage: Eukaryota; Fungi; Ascomycota; Pichiomycetes; Serinales; Debaryomycetaceae. The record is from the annotation of a GenBank genome assembly.